Messenger RNA from Fraxinus pennsylvanica, 477 nucleotides. The record is from the annotation of a GenBank genome assembly. Lineage: Eukaryota; Viridiplantae; Streptophyta; Magnoliopsida; Lamiales; Oleaceae.
AUGGCUUUAGUAUCUGGAAGAAGAUCAACACUUAAUCCCAACGCGCCUCUUUUCAUCCCGGCAUCAGUACGCCAAGUAGAGGACUUCUCGCCUGAAUGGUGGAAUCUAGUGACGACCUCGACUUGGUUUCGCGAUUAUUGGCUCAGCGAGCACGGGGAAGAGGAUAUACUUGGCGUGAAGUAUGAUGGUUUUGAUGACAAUGAUGUAGCUAAAUUGCUGCCUGAUAAUAUUGACCUUGUGGUGGAUGAUGAUACCUUGAAUAUGGAAGCCCAAUUCGAGGAAUUUCUUCAAUCAUCUGAGCCCGAAUAUGGAAGCAAGGCUAUCAAGGGAAUAUCUGAGAAUGGCUUGAAUAGGAAUACUGAGGCGCUGAUCAAGAAUCUGGGUGUGUCAGAAUGGAGAAGUUCCGAGUUCUUGGGGGAGCCGGCCAAGCAUGUUAGCCCAAAAUCUGUUCCCGGCUUCAUCCAGCAGCCUCGCUGA